Messenger RNA from Astyanax mexicanus (Mexican tetra), 1921 nucleotides. Its product is annotated as E3 ubiquitin-protein ligase TRIM39-like. Lineage: Eukaryota; Metazoa; Chordata; Actinopteri; Characiformes; Acestrorhamphidae. The transcript is spliced from 6 exons. The coding region runs from base 1 to 1638 and encodes 545 amino acids. The record is from RefSeq and is a predicted model, not a curated record. Gene Ontology annotation, molecular function: zinc ion binding; protein binding.
AUGGCUUCCUCCAUCAGUCUCCUGUCUGAAGAUGAGUUUCAGUGCUGUAUCUGUCUGGAUGUUUUCACUGAUCCGGUCUCUACUCCAUGUGGACACAACUUCUGCAUGAACUGUCUCAGAAAGAGCUGGAACAGCAGCUCACACUGCAAGUGUCCCCUUUGUAAGGAGGAGUUCUCCAGAAGACCUGAGCUUCGUGUGAACACCUUCAUCUCUGGACUGACUGCUCAGUUCAAGAAGUCGCUUCAGGUGAAAUCCAGCAGAGCUUCAGAGAAUGUGCUCUGUGACAUCUGCUCUGAAAAUAAAAUCGUUGCUCUGAAGUCCUGUCUGGACUGUAUGACCUCCUACUGCAAAACUCACCUGGAGCAUCAUCUCAGAGCCCCUGCACUGAAGAAGCACAAGCUGAUGGACCCUGUGGAGAACCUGCAGGACUACAUCUGCCAGAAUCAUGAGAGACCCCUGGAGCUGUUCUGUAGAGACGACCAGACCUGUGUGUGUCGGUUCUGCUCUGAGACAGACCACAAGACUCACAGCACUGUUCCUGUAGAGCAGGAGAGUGGAGAGAAGAAGACUCAGCUGGGGAAGACACAGGCAGAUGUUCAGCAGAUGAUCCAGGACCGAAUGAAGAAGAUUGAGGAGAUCAAUCACUCUGUAGAUCUCAAUAAGAAAAACACAGAGAAGGAGAAAGCAGACAGUGUGGAGGUCUUCAGGGCUCUGGUGCGCUGCAUUGAGAGGAGCCAGGCGGAGCUGCUGGAGGUGAUGGAGGAGAAGCAGAAAGCAGCAGAGAGGCAGGCUGAAGAGCUGAUUAAAGAGCUGGAGCAGGAAAUCACUGAGCUAAAGAGGAGAGACACUGAGCUGGAGCAGAUCUCCCACACUGAGGACCACCUCCACCUCCUACAGGUUUACCCCUCCCUCUGCAGACCCCCACCCACCAAGACCUGGACUGACGUCAGGAUUAACACUCAUCUGAGGGUGGAGACUCUGAGGACAGCUUUGUCUCGGCUUCAGGAAGCCCUCAGUGAGGAGAUGGUGAAGCUUCCUGAGAUCAGUGAGUAUCUACUGAUCAAAAUGAAGAGAAUUCAACAAUAUGCAGUGGAUGUGACUCUGGAUCCUGAUACAGCUCAUCCUGAACUCAUCCUGUCUGAUGAUGGGAAAGAGUUGAAACAUGGAAACAUCCAACAAAACAUUCCUGAUUCUCCACAGAGGUUUGAUGAGUGUCUCUGUGUUCUGGGAAAGGAGGGAUUCUCCUCAGGGAGGUUUUACUAUGAGGUUCAGGUCAGAGGGAAGACUGAGUGGGAUUUAGGAGUGAUCAGAGAGUCCGUUAACAGGAAGGGGGUGAUUACACUCAGUCCUGAGGAUGGAGAAUGGUCUAUAUCUUUGAGGAAUGAAAGUGAAUAUACAGCUAAUGAAUGUCCUUCUGUCCUCCUCUCCUUAAAUCAGGUUCUCCAGAAGGUGGGGGUGUUUGUGGAUUAUGAGGAGGGUCUGGUCUCCUUCUAUGAUGUUGAGAACAGCUCUCAUAUCUACUCUUUCACUGGUCAGUCUUUCACUGAGAAAAUCUAUCCAUACUUCAGUCCCUAUCUCAAUGAUGGAGGUAAAAACUCAGCUCCACUGAUCAUCACUCCUGUUCAUCAUCAUAAAUGAGCUUCUUUUACCCCAAAAAUAAUAUUUUCUCUGAUAUUUUACACAAAAAAAGUAAAUCUUUCUAUUUCUAUAUAAAAUAUAAACGGGUGGGUUAAACAAUGCAUGAUUUUACAGUAAUCAAGUAAAAAUAUUAAUUAGGGUGUUUUUUUCCUCCAUAAAUCUUCUGUUAGUGAUGUAAAAUAGAUUUAUGUUUUAUUUAGAGCUUUAUUUAGAUUUUUAUUGUGAGGUAAACAGAAUGCAGAAUGUCCUGUGGUGUGACGUAAUAUGAAUGAAUUAUGAAAUA